CAGGCUUUAGUUUGAGCAUUGACUCGAGAUUGCCUUUUCAGCUACUUUAAAUCAUGUCGCCUACAGCACUCCCAGCAGCGGAGAAGCGUAUGCAUUCGAUCCCUUCAGGGAAUAACCCCUCGCAACAACCUCCUGCUCAACGUCAACGCACUAAUCAUAAUUCACGCCAUGCAGCUCCUCGCAGUGGAGAUACCACUGCCAGCAAUGGUGAUGCUCCGACUGCUCAAUCCAAACCUCGUCCUCCGAGGGUUAUUUCCCACUUUUUGCUCUCCAAAACACUGGGCCAGGGAUCGAUGGGCAAGGUCAAGAUUGCCACUUGCACCAACACUGGUAAACAGUAUGCAUGCAAAAUCGUUCCUAAACCAUUAAGGGAUGCCUCUGCGCCAAACCCAUCUCUGAUUGCUGGCCCUACAAGUCUUAUUAGUGCUGUGCCUGGUGCUGAGCGUGACUCGACUCAGUUGGUGAACAAACUAGAACUCGAGGAUCAGCGUAUUAUCCGUGAAAUCGCCAUCACACUGCUGCUUUCUCACCCUAAUAUUGUCCCAUUGUACGAAGUGGCAGUCUCGCAUGACUACUAUUAUCUGUUUUUUGAACACAUUGACGGUCCACAGAUGCUUGAUUUUAUUAUUUCUCAUGGGCGGCUCAAGGAAAAGUUUGCUCGCCGAUUUAUGCGUCAAAUCAUAUCUGCUGUUGAUUAUUGCCAUCAAAACUCGAUUGUGCAUCGCGACCUCAAGAUUGAAAACAUUCUCAUUGACAAGAAUGGCCAGAUCAAGCUGAUUGACUUCGGACUUGCUAACCUCUACAAUCCCAACUCCCUUUUAUCCACAUUUUGUGGCAGCUUAUACUUUGCUGCCCCUGAACUUCUUUCUGCGCGCAAAUAUGUUGGUCCUGAAGUGGAUAUGUGGAGUAUGGGCGUGAUUCUCUACGUACUUGUGUGCGGCAAGGUGCCGUUUGACGACAGCAGUCUUCCAGCUUUGCAUGCAAAAAUUAAAUCUGGAAAAGUCGAGUAUCCAAGCUUUUUGUCCGAUGAAUGCAUUCAUUUACUAUCUACUCUUUUGCAUCUAGAUCCAUCUCAGCGUGCCACUAUAUCUGAUUUGCAAUGCCAUCCUUGGAUUUUAAAAGAAAAAGAAACGUUUCCCAAGACUUUGAUUCCUGUUCGUCAGCCAUUGACUGCACCCUUUGAUGAUGAAGUGAUUGAGCGUAUGUGUGGAUUUCAACUUGGCACCAGUAAUGAAAUAGUGGAGCAUUUAAUGCUUGCCAUCAAUGGUGUUUCCAACGCUAGUCCGGAUGGAUUACAGCAUCCGUUGGUUCAGUCUCAGCGCCUAAACUGUCCGUCACAUGCUAUUGUGUCCAUCUAUUAUUUAGUAAGCGAAAAACUGGAAAAGGAGCGUAAUGCACGCAUUGCAGAAGCAGCUGCCAUGGCUAAAUCUAUGGAUCAAAACGGCACUCUACUUGAGCCACCUUUGCCUAAGCUUGCAAAUAUUGAGUCUCAAUCAAUUGCUUGUCCCUUGCCAGAUUUAAUCAGAAUACCAUCAAGCACGGCCGUGCCCACGUCGGACGCAUCACCCGCUCCUGCUCCAGUUCCACAAGAAGUCUUUGAGCAGGAAAUCGAAGAUACUGCCAUGAGACGUACCCAAUCGCUUUCGACACGGAUCUCUCCAGGAGAACGAGAAUCGGCUAGCAUGGAUGCAGCACAGGCUCCACACUCUGCAUACACAGCGGCUGCGCGUACAGUCAACUACAACUAUUUAUCCAGACCGGCCAUGAAAGAAGGUGAUACAUCUAUAUUUGGUACAUUCUCUCGUCGUAAACGAAAAAAUAAACCCAGCAAUCUUGUUCCGGUCGAACAUGACGGAACCCAAAUGGAAUCUGACGCUGUAGUGCCUUUGAAUGAAAACAUGCAACCCCAAUCUCGGUCUUCAGCAAUGGACACAGUACCUUGUGCGUAUGAUCAUCUACCAGAGACUCCAACUGAAAAGCAAAAAGAAACAAAGGGCUUUUUUUCAACUCUCAUACACUCGCUUACUCGUCGUCGUAAGGAUAAUCAACCAUCUAAUGAAUUCGAGUCCACUCCUAAUACUGCAUCGAGUACUUCUCCACCUAAUCUUGACACCCCUAAUACUCCAGAUUGUGGCGAAAAUCAAUCUCCUCGUGCAUCCAAUGUGUCUGGAACAAGUGGUAGAAGUAUGCUUCCACAAUAUGCGCCGUCGAUUCAUAAUUCGACUGGAAAGUCUUCUAAUCUUGGUUUUGGCAGCGUAUUUCGCAAUCGUUCAUCCUACAUGGGCGAUCCCAAAUCUACUGAUCUUUCCGAGUCCACGUCUGCUCCUGCUGGACAAUUGGAUGAUAAAAUCAAGUAUAUUUAUUUCAAAGGCUUUUUCACAGUCAGAAACACCUCUGCUCAAGAUCCGGCGGAUAUUCGACGAGACUUUUUGCGAGUUCUUCGCAUCCUAUCUGAACGUCAAGGCAUUACUUACCUGGAGCGUUCUGGUGUCAUUAUAGUUGAAUUUCCAGCACCCACUGCUCCCAGCAAUAUGUCUCUUUUCCGUGGCAAAAGCAAAGGAGAUGUGCGUGGUUCUUUUGGGUCUCCUUCCUCUUCCCGUUCUGCUGGGCUUUCUCCAGCAUAUGCAAGUGAUGGCUAUAACGCUUACUCUCAAGAACCGAAUGCACUGUCUCCUAUUUCACCCCAACCGCCUGUUCUUCCUGAUAUGCCAACACCUGCCGAGUUUGAUAUUUUAUUAGAUGCUUCUCCUGAAAACUCUUUAAAGACAGAUUCAUUACAGCAGACUGGAACACAUAUUAACAAGCCGCUUCCUCCUGCCUUGACCAAACCCAUUCGCGACUUUUCCUAUAUCACAGCCAACAGCAGCAACGCAGACACGGGAAGCAUGAAUUCCGAGACUCCGCGCACAAGCUCAAUCACCUUCAAUGGUACACCUAGUCGUAACUCCACUAACAGUAUGAUUCCACCUCGUGGUAUUUCUAAUCCUGCUGCUCAGCUCAGUCGUCUGCCUGCAUAUCAAACAGCGCGUUUUGAGAUUGAGCUGUGCAAAAUUACUUGGAGCGGACUGCAUGGUGUCCAGUUUCAUCGCAUUGUAGGAGAUUCGUGGCAAUAUAAGCGCAUGUGCCAGCAGAUUCUGGAUAUGCUGAAGCUUUAA
Messenger RNA from Batrachochytrium dendrobatidis JAM81, 3155 nucleotides. RefSeq lists its product as uncharacterized. Gene Ontology annotation, biological process: microtubule cytoskeleton organization; protein phosphorylation; intracellular signal transduction. Bases 54 to 3155 code for a protein of 1033 amino acids. The record is from RefSeq and is a predicted model, not a curated record. The transcript is spliced from 2 exons. Gene Ontology annotation, molecular function: tau-protein kinase activity; protein serine/threonine kinase activity; ATP binding. Gene Ontology annotation, cellular component: cytoplasm. Lineage: Eukaryota; Fungi; Chytridiomycota; Chytridiomycetes; Rhizophydiales.